AUGGCCUACAGCUACUCCGAGAUCAUGGGCGUGGUGGCACAGGGCGGCUUUGACGUGCGAGGGAGCAACUAUGGUUCUUACCUUGAGGCGCGUAUGGUUGAUUGCGCAAGAACGGCAGCGGAACCCAUCCUGUGGUUGUUCUUUGCGCAGCUGCUCUACUACGCCCUCGUGAUUCUGCAUUCCAUCUUCAGGCCAUGUCUGGGAAACCGCGUACCUGAAGCGAUGGAUUGGACGCUGAAGGCGCUGAAGAUUACCCGUGACGCCCGGGCGGAGAAGACCACCCUGGCGGAAGCCAAGGCGCAAGAGGAGAAGGGUCUCUUGUCCUACAGGAUGGACAUGAAUCCAAACUACGAGGAGGCCACGAUGGCUCUGAAUUUCAACCCAGAAGACAUGGGCGCAAGCCCUCCGAGUGAGCGGCAGGUCGUUAAGGCAUCGACAGGCAUGAGCUUGCACAAGUUGGAGGAACAGUUCGAACGAAACGCCGCGGUGAAGCUGCAUGAAGCGGAGGCCCCAAGGGGGCCAUGGUGA
Molecule: messenger RNA, 528 nt
Organism: Cladocopium goreaui
Lineage: Eukaryota; Dinophyceae; Suessiales; Symbiodiniaceae
Source: the annotation of a GenBank genome assembly